Molecule: messenger RNA, 3060 nt
Organism: Gloeophyllum trabeum ATCC 11539
Lineage: Eukaryota; Fungi; Basidiomycota; Agaricomycetes; Gloeophyllales; Gloeophyllaceae
Exons: 6
Coding region: 1-3060 (1019 amino acids)
Molecular function (GO): microtubule binding
Source: RefSeq, a predicted model, not a curated record
AUGAAAAGAGCUUCAGACAAUCUCGAGUUCAGCAUUCGCGGCGACGCGCAGGAGCACCACCGCAUCAUGCUCGAGAACAAUCUACAGCACACUGACCUGUCUUUGCAUCUCUCUUCUACACCAGACGACGACAAUCAUAGCACCGGCGACUACUCUAUCGAAUAUCCCAGGCACCACUCUGGUCCUUCGCCCAUGGACGGGUACUUGUCGCUUGACUAUCGCUCGCGAGACGACUUUGAACCUGGCAGCCACAGUCAGCUGGGUGCCUGGUCAUAUCCCACCGUGGACGACGACGAGGGCACCAACCCCUACGGAGGCGAGACCAUCUCCACGGCAGCACACCACGCAAGUGCUCUCACGUUGAGCGCUGGUCUGGCAGGACGCGGCGCCCGCAGAGAACCCAGCUUGAGUGGUGCUGAGUACGACCCGGAUCGACCAAUCCAAGACAUGGUAGCAGCAUUGGAUAGCAAGAUGAGCAUCUUUGAUACGGGAUCUCGGAAUACUACGUCCGCAUUCGACCCACUGGUGGUGGACGACACGGCGGAGCUUGAGCACAUCGUCGACGCCUCGCGCAACGCAAGCGGCACACCACGACCCAAACUAGCUGAUCAUCUUUCCCGACUAGCCUUCUCGCCCAAGCGUCCCCGGAGCGCCCUCUCGCCCUCGCCCGAAUCAUCUUCCUCACGAGACAGAGUAAGGUCGUUACAAUACAGGCCACAGCAACCACAAAUUAUCUCCGAGCGACACCGAUCUGCCGUUCCUGCGUCGCCCUCGCCCGCAGAGCGUACUCCCCGGGCUGCGACCAAGUCACGUCAAGCGAGGAAUAGCCCGGCUCGUACCGCGACCCCGUCUACCGGCGGUUCCCACUUCACGAGACUGGCGAAAGGGCUGGCAAAGGAGAUACAGGAAGAGCAAAGCCGCUGGGACAUACAGGGCAGGGAGGGGGAGGUGUAUCUCCCGAAUGUCACUGCCCAAAGCACUAUUCAUGAGCGUCGCUCGAAGAAAACUGGCUUACCUGAGCGGACGGAGAGAAACCCCUUCCGGGACCUGGCGAACUAUCCUCACCCUGACUCCAGACCUGCUGCCCGCACUGCAGUCGACUCACCCGCUCCCUUUUCGCGUUCCCCCGCGGUGAACAUGUCCAGAGGCGGUGUUCAACUUCCUGAUGUCACUGGUCUAACGAGCGCUGUGGCGUCGCCUGCAAAACCUGGCCUUCAGUACUAUGGAUACCAGGUCGACGAUGAUGCCGCUGCAGAAGCUGAAGCUCGCCUGAUAGGCGUCCUGAAUAACCUCCAAUCGAAGCUGGCUAGGCUCGAAGACGAGAACGGCGUGUCGCGUCGUCGAGUACGCGAGCUAGAGUUAGAGCUAGAUGCGUGCAAAAGAGAAGCGGCAAGAGAGCGAACUGUGUUGCUGGAAGAUAGUGGGCGGCACCGGCAGGGAAAGAGCAAGGCCAUGGGGUCGAAGCAGCCUGUUGCAGGGCCUUCAACGAUGCCUGAAGGAAAUGAAAAGCGUUACCAGCAGAUCAUCGAGGAGAAGAAAGCGCUGGAAGCUCUGAUAUCUACGUUACGCACACACCUGUCUCGGCUUACAGGUGAACUCUCCUCUCAUCAGGAGCUACUCAUGGAGUUGCGGUCACUGCGAGAGACGGAUUCUCGUACUCUGAAAGAGAAGGUGGAAGAGGUAGACCGACUAAAGGAAGAAGUCGAGAGGCUUGCCGGAGAGAUAGAGGUACUACGUGGGGUUGUGGAGGAAGGUUUGAGGGAGAGGCGGAUCCUGAAGUCCCAAGGCCACACUUCAUUGUCCUACGUGACCGAGGAGAUGACGCGGGAUGUUACUGAGCAUAUGGAUGAAGAGCAACAGGACAGAGAGCAGGAACAGGAAGAAGAAGAGCCAGGACACGUCGCGAUGCCCGAACCACUCGAGGAUGACGAGCCAGAAGAAGACCAGGAUUCCGAACGAGAUUCUGGUGCGGAGUACCCCUCCACCGUGCAACCUCCAUAUGACAGGACAUCUGCAACGGAUCGAGCGACACUUGGUUCUUAUGGCGCACCGGAGGGAGGCUCAAGAAGAUUCAUCCGCAAUCAAGAGGUGGAGAGGAUAUCUGAAGACUUGACCGAUCGGCGCUUCGAGCGCACGGCUUCGCCCAUUUCCUUCUCUGGCUCCCGUACCCGUUCCAACUUAUCCCAGUCUCAGUCACGUUCUGCGACUCCUGGCCCUUCCCAGUCAAGGUCUUCUAGAGGCUCCAGCCCCAAUAGUGCAAGUAACCGAUCUCAAGACUCUGGCAUCGGUGAGGAGUUGACCUCCGCUGGGUCGAGCAACCGUCAGCGCCCCUAUUCCCCUAUCACUGUGAACGCUGAAGAUAGUGGUCGGAUAGCUGGGCCUUCUCGGCCUGCUGCACCUACGCCUGGGCACGCAGCUGCGCGUAGGCCAGCCCGUAAUACUGGCUCGGCGCAAGCCAGUCCUGUCGAUGCAACACCAUUCCCUCAGAUCCGUGGCGAGUACUUGGAGCGGCUAUUCUUCUCUGCACCCGAGCAUAAUGCGAAGACCUGUCGAGUCUGUCAUCGCCGCCGACGUCCCGGCUCUCCGACUUUGCGCUUCCGCCCCCAUUCCCGAGCUAGGGACACUCAUCGGAGAUACGAAGAUGACGAUGAGGGGUUUGCGGACGGCGGUGAAGCUGUGGAAGACGAGUUUCUCAACUUCCGCACCCGAUUCGAGCGCAGACGCGCGAAGCAACGUAACAAGGAAGAGGAAGCUCGCGAGUCUUUGCCCCCUCAGACCGUGCUUGCACGUGUUGUAAGAGAACUGGAAGAAGACUUCACACACUACAAGGGCGUAUACGUGGAGCUGGCCGACCAAUAUAAGGACAUGGACCCCGCCUCGGAUGUAGCAAAACGAAACGUACUGGCGGACCAUCUGCGAGAUGUCAUUGACAUCCUUGAACAGAAGGGCGACCAAAUUGCAUCCUUGUAUGGUCUGCUUGACUUUAAGGACAAACCAAUAGAGACCGAACCCACGGGUGGUGACACUCGGCCUAGAAAGAAACAAACUAUCUUCGCAUAA